This is a messenger RNA of Amborella trichopoda, 1965 nucleotides long. It is a transcript of the gene IPT9, whose product is annotated as isopentenyltransferase 9. Gene Ontology annotation, molecular function: tRNA dimethylallyltransferase activity. The record is from RefSeq and is a predicted model, not a curated record. Lineage: Eukaryota; Viridiplantae; Streptophyta; Magnoliopsida; Amborellales; Amborellaceae. Gene Ontology annotation, biological process: tRNA modification; cytokinin biosynthetic process.
ACUAAUAAGUGAUCCUCGUCUUAGCGGUCAAAUGGACGGCUCAAAUUAGACGAACGCGCACCCAUCAACUACAUCGCAGCCGUACACUAAGAUUGCAGCAGAGCCUACCCAAUAUAAUGAAAAAUCCGUAAUGGAGAUAAAAACGCCUGAUAUCUUUCGACAAAGCUAAGAAGCGAGUUGAUGGGACCGGGAACUUGGCGCUGUGGGCUUAGGGUUUUGCAGAGACUGGAGUGUUGCUUUUAUGCCCUAGCAUGCCCUAGAAUCGCUGGCCCUUUGAAGUUUCAGAAGAGGAGGUGGGAUUAUGGCUAUGGAAAAACCAUUGGUUUGAAAAGUGUGAGAUGUUUCUGUUCGGAUGCUAAGAAUGGGAAGAAGCGCGUGAUUAUUAUAUCUGGGCCUACUGGCGCUGGAAAGACCAGGCUAGCGCUUGAGCUUGCCAAGGAACUUAAUGGCCAAAUCAUCAGUGCGGAUUCAGUUCAGGUCUACCAAGGACUUGACGUGGGAUCUGCAAAACCUUCGCCUAGUGACAGAAAGGAAGUACCCCACCACUUACUUGAUAUCUUAGACCCUUCUGAAGAUUACUCUGUUGGGCAAUUCUUUGAGGAUGCGAGGAAAGCUACCAAAGAAGUAAUUGAAAAUGGCUAUGUUCCAAUAGUUGUUGGUGGUACGGGAUUGUACUUGCGAUGGUAUAUAUAUGGCAAGCCAAAAGUGCCAAAGGCAUCUCCAGAGAUUGCUUCUGAAGUUGACUCAGAACUCAUGCUUCUACAGAGGAAUGGGGAAUGGGAUGCUGCUGUGCAACUGCUAAUUAAGGCAGGGGAUUCAAGAGCUUGUUAUUUGCCUUCUAAUGAUUGGUAUCGCCUCCGACGUAGUCUUGAAAUUAUCAAGGCCACAGGAUCUCCGCCUUCUGCUUUUCAUAAUCCAUAUGAUUAUUUUAGAAAACAAUUGGAAUCAAAAGCAUCAGAUCCCUUUUGUGAUAGUAUUUCUUCUGCUGACGCAAGUGGAGAAAACCUUUUCGAGAACUUGGAUUAUGAGUUCUUGUGCUUUUUCCUUUCAUGUCCAAGGAUGGAUCUUUAUAGACUAAUUGACUUGCGCUGUGAGGAGAUGCUUAAAGAAAGUCAGGGAAUUUUGUUUGAGGCCUCAUGGCUUCUUGAUAUGGGUCUUCUUCCUAACACCAAUUCAGCAACUCGGGCAAUUGGCUAUCGUCAAUCCAUGGAAUACUUGUUAAACUGUAGACAAGACGGGGGUAGGAGCUCUGCUGGUGAAUUCAUGGCUUUUUUAUCUGAUUUCCAGAAGGCAUCCAGAAAUUUUGCAAAAAGGCAAAUGACAUGGUUCCGCAAUGAGCAUAUCUAUCAGUGGCUUGAUGCUUCGAAACCAAUGGAAACAGUCCUAGACUUCAUCGUCAAAUCAUAUGUUGACCAAACGAUAAGUUUGGAUGUGCCUAAGCAGCUGAGAAUCAAUAAAGAUCUUUCCACUCAAAGGGAAGUCCUUGACAUGAAGUCCUAUCAGACUAGAAAUAGGCAUUUUGUCCAGCGCGAUGACUGUGCACGCAUAUUAGAAUGGAUUAAGAAGACCCAAACACAAGUUGAGCAUGUGGGAGACGACUUGGGGAAGCAUUUGGAUUACAAAGAAAUAGGUAGCUCAAGCAAUAGAAUAUCCAUGGAAAUCAAGGGUUUGUGAUUGAUUGAACACUGUGUUAAUGAUAGUUACUACUAAUUCAAAAAGCUACCAAAGGGGGCAUCAGUUACAAUGCAGUUCCUUCAUGCCAACGAUUAUGAUAUUAAGGUUCUUUGGCCUAUGCAUGUGAAAUUGAAGAAAAAGGAUGAUGCAUCAUAUUGACAAAUUUUGGUUACUAAGAUUGUGGUUUGCCUUUACCUUGUUUUUGGCUCUCAAAAAGUAAAAGAUUUGGCCAGAAGUACCAUGUACCUUUGGAUGCAUCCCAAAACCCUGUAUGAAUCCCAGUUUACAAUA